AUGUCCUUCCUCGGCGGCGCCGAGUGCAGCACUGCCGGCAACCCGCUGAGCCAGUUCACGAAGCAUGUUCAGGAUGAUAAGAGUCUGCAGAGGGAUCGGCUGGUGGGGGCCAGGCCCGGCGGGGGCGCGAUGCAGGGGAUGAGGAGUCAGGGCGGGUUGGGUAUGAGUGGGAGUCAGGAUAAUAUGAUGAGCGACUUUAUGCAGCAGAACGGCCAGAUCCCUGAACAGUUCGCAAUGCAACAUGACCUUCAUCAAGUACAGCAAAUGCGAGCCAGCUCCUCGUCACCAGGUGUGAAUGGAUGGGCGCAAGAAUUCAACCCCGGCGUAGACCAAGCGCGGAUGGAAGCUGCGUUCCAGGCUCCGAAAGGCACCGUGUUCAGCCCCAAUGAUUUUGCGCGGUUCCAGCAGAUGAAUCAAGGUGCUAGGGUGGGAAGUCCCAUGCAGCAGCAAAUGGGUACCGGAUAUCAAGGCUACCAAGGGCCCAUGGGUAUGAACAGGGGCUUGGGUAUGGGAAUGGGCGGUAUGGGAAUGGGAAUGGGCAUGGGGAUGAUGAACCACUCCCAGUAUCAGGGCCCCCAGAACCUCCAACAGCAGGACAAAGGCAAGGGCAAGAUGAUCGAGCUCGACGACGAGCACUGGGAGGAGCAGUUCAAGCAGAUCGAAAUCCACGGCCGCGAGCAGGAUGAGAGCAUGGCUGCGGAAGCCGAACUGGAGCAAAUGGACAGGUCAGUGCUGGAGUCCGAGACCAACGAGUUUGGCGACUUUGAGAGUAUUUGGCGGGGCAUACAAGCUGAGACUGCUGCUGCUAGGGACCUUGCCGAGACCGAGGAACACAUGGGCGACUACGAGGACUGGGGCCGCUAUGAUAAUCUGGCCACGCAUCAGCCGUUCCGCGAUCCUCAGCUGGGUGAUUACAUGUUUGAAGAAGAUAACAUCUUCAAGGAGGUACAGAACCCGUUUGAAGAAGGCGUGAGGAUCAUGCAUGAGGGGGGAAAUCUUUCGCUAGCGGCGCUAGCGUUCGAGGCAGCGGUGCAGAAGGACUCGUCGCAUAUCGACGCCUGGGUCCACCUCGGAUCUGCACAAGCCCAGAAUGAGAAAGAGACGCCGGCUAUCAGAGCUCUCGAACAAGCAGUUAAACUCGAUCCCAAUAACCUCACUGCCCUAAUGGGUCUCGCCGUAUCAUAUACAAAUGAGGGCUACGACAGCACGGCGUACCGCACGCUCGAGCGCUGGCUCUCCGUCAAAUACCCCUCCAUCAUCGCACCUACAGCUCUCUCUUCCGGCGUCGAUGUCGGUUUCACAGAUCGCCAUCUCUUGCACGAAAAGGUCACUGACCUCUUCAUCUCCGCUGCCCAGCUUUCCCCAGAUGGAGAGCACAUGGACCCGGACGUGCAAGUCGGGCUAGGAGUACUGUUCUACGGAGCCGAGGAGUACGAUAAAGCUGUUGAUUGCUUCUCCGCUGCUCUCGCCAGCACAGAGAGCGGAACGAGCAACCAGCGAGAUCAAGUCCACCUCCUGUGGAAUCGGCUGGGCGCCACCUUGGCGAACUCGGGCCGCAGCGAGGAAGCCAUCGCGGCCUACGAGAAGGCGCUCACGCUCCGCACGAACUUUGUGCGGGCGCGCUACAACCUGGGCGUCUCGUGCAUCAACAUCGGGUGUUACGCCGAGGCGGCCUCGCACCUCCUCGGCGCGCUGGCCAUGCACAAGGUUGUCGAGAACGAAGGGCGCGAGAAGGCCCGCGACAUUCUGAGCGGGGCGGGGAGCGGCGUCGGGCUGGACGCCAACGGCAACGUGAGCGAGGCGGAGCUGGAGCGCUUGAUCAGUCAGAACCAGAGCACGAAUCUCUACGAUACGCUCCGGCGCGUCUUUAGCCAGAUGGGGCGGCGGGAUUUGGCGGAGCGGGUGGUGGUGGGGAUGGAUGUUGAGAGUUUUAGAGGGGAAUUUGAGUUUUAG
Drepanopeziza brunnea f. sp. 'multigermtubi' MB_m1 is the source of this 1953-nucleotide messenger RNA. The record is from RefSeq and is a predicted model, not a curated record. Lineage: Eukaryota; Fungi; Ascomycota; Leotiomycetes; Helotiales; Drepanopezizaceae.